CCUAAUACGAAGUACUAACACUUAGACUCUCGAUUGGUUAUUGUGGUUAUUUUUUUAUAUAGGUUCAAUACUUCAACAACAUGAAUUCUUUGGUGAUCGUCAUGGUCGUCGUGUUCGUAGCCGCUGCUGCCGAAGUAAAGAUCCCUCGAGCCGUCAAGGACGAGAAACGCGAAAUCUCAUCGUUCGGCAACGGCGGUGGUGGCGCGGUCGUCGUGCAACCGACACCGCAGCCCGCGCAACCCGCGUCCAACACGGUACCGACUGCGUACCAGCCGAGUUAUUUGCCCACUUGCGUGGUGCAACCGAACGGCAACCCGUCGGUACCGGCGUACUACCCCGGCGCGGAGUCGUACGUGCCCGCGGCCCAGUACCAGCCGUCUCAAUAUCCGGUCGCGUACCAGCCGUCUCAAUAUCCGGCCGCGUACCAGCCGUCUCAAUAUCCGAUCGUGUACCAGCCGUCUCAGUAUCCGGCCGCCUAUCAACCGUCACACUAUCCGGCCGCGUACCAGCCGUCUCAAUAUCCAGCCGCGUACCAGCCGUCUCAAUAUCCAGCCGCGUACCAGCCGUCGCAAUACCCGGCUGUCUUCCAACCGUCGCAGUAUCCGAUCACCUACCAACCUUCACAGUAUCCGAUCGCCUAUCAACCGUCGCAAUAUCCGGUCGCGUACCAGCCGCAACAAUCCUCGAGUCCGGUUCCGUAUUCUUACAGUUACUUCAGUUCGUCGUCGCCCAACAACGGUAACAACGUCAACGGCAACGCGCCCGUGGUGUCGACGAAAAAAUAAUACGUUUUGGACGACCGAAUGGACGGCACCCGGUUAUUAUAAUAUAUUCCCGUAAUAAUAAUAUGCUGUCGAAACGAUACGUCGAUCGGACGAAAUGAAUAAACUCUAACAGUUUUUAAGACAA
Messenger RNA from Sipha flava (yellow sugarcane aphid), 909 nucleotides. Its product is annotated as adhesive plaque matrix protein. Lineage: Eukaryota; Metazoa; Arthropoda; Insecta; Hemiptera; Aphididae. The transcript is spliced from 2 exons. The record is from RefSeq and is a predicted model, not a curated record. The coding region runs from base 81 to 785 and encodes 234 amino acids.